Molecule: messenger RNA, 2204 nt
Organism: Vitis riparia (riverbank grape)
Lineage: Eukaryota; Viridiplantae; Streptophyta; Magnoliopsida; Vitales; Vitaceae
Exons: 2
Coding region: 1-1437 (478 amino acids)
Biological process (GO): DNA integration
Molecular function (GO): nucleic acid binding
Source: RefSeq, a predicted model, not a curated record
AUGGUUGCGUGGCCAAGACCCUCCAACAUUACCGAGCUCCGUGGAUUCUUAGGCCUCACCGGCUACUACCGCAAGUUUGUUCAAGGGUAUGGAUUAAUAGCUCGACCAUUAAAUAACCUCCUCAAAAAAGGGAAGUUUCAAUGGAAUGACGAAGCGGAAGCGGCUUUCUUAGCUUUGAAACAAGCCAUGACAUCCACCCCCACACUAGCCAUGCCAAACUUUACCGAACCUUUCACCAUUGAAACGGAUGCAUCGGGAAACGGAAUUGGCGUUAUUCUAACUCAACAGAAUAGACCAAUUGCCUAUAUGAGUCGAGCCUUGGGAAUCACUAAGCAAAUUUGGUCAAUCUAUGCAAAGGAAAUGCCAGCCAUCGUGGAAGCAAUACGAUUGUGGAGACCAUAUUUACUUGGCCGCAAAUUCUACAUCAAAACCGAUCAACGAAGCCUCAAAUUUUUCUUAGAUCAGCGUGUUGCAACUCCGGAGCAGCAAAAAUGGGUGGCCAAAUUACUGGGGUACAAUUAUGAAAUCAUCUUUCGAUCGGGUCGUGAAAACUCUGCUGCAGAUGCUUUAUCUAGGCGACCAGAAAACCCAUUAUUGGCUGCUCUUCAUUUUUCAGAAGUGGAUAUUUGGAAGCAGAUCCGCGAGGCCUCUAAAUCAAAUUCCUAUGUGCAGCUUUUGGGAAAAAAGGCGGGUGAUCCUCCUCAUGGCAACUUGACUUGGCGUGAUGAGUAUGUCCAGAAAUGUGAGGUAUGUCAACGCAUUAAACCAGAGACCAAGGCACCGGCGGGAUUAUUACAGCCCUUACCCAUUCCUGCACAGGUUUGGGAGGACAUCACCCUCGACUUCAUUGAAGGGCUGCCCACUUCUCAUGGCAAAGACACAAUUCUGGUGGUCGUCGAUAGGCUCAGUAAGUUUGCCCACUUUAUUCCCUUAACUCACCCAUUUACGGCCAAAGUUGUUGCAGAAAACUUUAUUGAGGGAGUUGUCAAACUCCAUGGAAUGCCAAGCUCCAUCAUCAGUGAUCGCAACCCAAUCUUCAUCAGCAAAUUCUGGCAAGAAUUCUUCAAACUCUCCGGCUCCAAACUCAUGCUCAGUUCAGCUUACCAUCCACAAACAGACGGCCAAACUGAAGUUGUUAACUGCUGUGUUGAACAAUAUUUGCGAUGCUUCGUUCACCAAUGGCCGCGAAAAUGGAGUACUUAUCUCGCUUGGGUAGAGUAUUGGUAUAAUACCACCUACCACGCCUCAACAAAAAUGACACCUUACCAAGCUCUUUAUGGCCGCCUUCCACCACUUAUCCCAGCCUAUCCAGAGGGCCUUUCCCCAGUUCAUGAAGUGGAUCAAAUGCUCCUGCAUCGUGACGAGCUACUCCACCAACUCAAGACAAAUUUAGAGAUUUCCAUGAACCGAAUGAAGCAACAAGCCGACUCCAAGUGAAGAGAUAUCCAGUACGCAGUUGGUGAUCAAGUCCUAUUAAAGCUCUGUCCAUAUUGUCAGCAAACAGUCUUCAAACGAGCUCAUAAAAAAUUAUCCAACAGCUACUAUGGACCCUAUCCUAUUUUGGAGAAAAUCGGAGCAGUAGCAUACCGCCUGCAAUUGCCACCUACAACUCGAAUUCACCCCGUGUUCCAUGUCUCUUUACUUAAACCAUACAAUGGCACUCCAGCUGUCACUCCACUUGACUUACCUCCACUUGCAGAUAAUGGCGUCAUAACCCUUGAACCUCAACAGAUACUUGAUACACGAUGGAUUAAGCGGGGCGACACCUUCAUGGAAGAAAGCUUGGUGCAUUGGAAGCAUCUACCCCACGAAGAAGCCACCUGGGAGUCCACGGAUACUCUUUGCCACCAAUUUCUUCAUCUGAUGCUUGAGGACAAGCAUCCUCUCCAUGGGGUGGGCAAUGAUAAGCCCAGAAGAUCCUGUCGGACCCCGAGGCCCAACUCACGCUAUAUGAACUGAUGUCCAUGUUCAGAAGCCAAGCCCAUUUUUCCUACUUCAGCAUCAUUUCCUUUUAUUGUAUUGGCUGGUUUAAUAUUUGCUGGUUUACUUUUGUUUAGGGCAGUUAUUAGCACGACUGCAAUUCAUGGGUAGUGGGUGAAUGAGUCUCCUACAGACUCGGACACCAUUAGCUUCAUUUCAGUUGUUUCUUUGAUGUAUAACUUUGGAAAGAAGAGAAUGGAAAAGGGAGAUCAGAAGUUAAUGAA